UGGCCAGUUUCCCAUUAGCUCGCCCGUCCUCAAAGUGUCAGCAGCUCCUACAGCUCAUCCACCCUGCCUGCCGACUGCUGAGAUGUGGGGGCCACAGACCGGCGGGUUCUCAGAACCUCAGGCUGCCACAGCUGAGAUCCAGGCCAUCGCGGACCAGGUGAAGUCCCAGCUGGAGGAGAAGGAGAACAAGAAGUUCCCGGUGUUCAAGGCUGUGGAAUUCAGGAGCCAGGUGGUCGCCGGGAUGAACUACUUGAUCAAGGUUCAAGUGGACGAGGAUGACUUCGUGCACAUCCAAGUGUUUGAAAGCCUCCCACAUGAGAACAAGCCCGUGGCCUUGACCAGCUACCAGACCAACAAAGGCAGGCACGACGAGCUGACCAUCUUCUAGGCCCGAUUUUGCAGAGUCCGUCGCCCAUGUGGAUCUCUCCUCUGCAGACCUGUCGUGCCCCUCGGGAUGGUGGUGUUUCUCUUCCCUGCUUUCACUGUGUUCAUUUUUUCCUCCCAAUCCAUGAUUUUAACUAAAUUUCUUUCGAGGGGGGCUUGUGUUAUCUUUAAAUAAACAUGUGUUUCCUGUUUUCACAAA
This is a messenger RNA of Capra hircus (goat), 583 nucleotides long. Its product is annotated as stefin-C. The record is from RefSeq and is a predicted model, not a curated record. NCBI's taxonomy places the organism in Eukaryota, Metazoa, Chordata, Mammalia, Artiodactyla, Bovidae. Gene Ontology annotation, cellular component: cytosol. Bases 83 to 388 code for a protein of 101 amino acids. Gene Ontology annotation, molecular function: cysteine-type endopeptidase inhibitor activity. The transcript has 3 exons.